AGAGAUUCAGUAACUCGGAACAAGUUCCAAGUAGCACGGGCUAUGGUGAGCCCGUAAUACGUGGAUAGAUCCGAGUUGAAUAAGACACAAUGGGCGAUGGUGUCGUGGCGAGGAAUAUCCAGUGUGAAAUAGGAAGUGGAAAUGGAGAGGGGGAAGUAAACAAAUGGGAAGAAGAGGAUUAGUAAACAAGUCAAGUGUAUGAGGUAAGCAGAGAAGAUGAGCGUGGACUGCUAGCGUCAAGUUAGAGCCUGGAGAGAUAGGAGUGAGAUGAGAUAAUUACGUUGGCAGGCAAGGUGAGUGGAGGACGGGCGAGGGUUGAAAGACUCCUUCACCAGGACAGAAGUGGGUAGUGCUGGAGAGACUGCCAGCGACGACGGUUGUGCCAGCGGUCAUCACCUACCUGCGUGUCUCCGCGGCCCCGCCACCACCAUACCCUCAUCACCACCACACAACCCCAAUACGUGGGUGAAGCAUUUAGAGAGGAACGUAUUCGAUUACACGAGGAAAGUGAAGGACUGUCCAAGAAAGUUCAAAAAGAUGGCGUGCAGUAAGGAUUUAUUGACAGAAGUCCUCCCCAGGCAGCAGGAAGUCCUCCUGGAGCAGCAGAAUGUCCCACCCGGAAACAAGAAUGUCUUCUCCGGGAACAAAGCUCUCCUAUCCGGGAAGGUUGGUGUCCUUGGGCCCCAAAGACCCCACGUUUCAGAAGCCGGUUUGAGGGAGGCGCUGAUGCUUGACCAAGGACAGGAUGCUCGCCUCCUCUCCUGGACCCGUCACGACUUCACCAACAAGGGAGACAACUACGUCGCCGACAUCACCAGCGUCAACGUCAAGUUCUGCCAGAACGGCCGCGAGCGCCAGGUGUCGUAUGUAGUCAAGAUGAAGCAUAACAAACGUAAAGGUUGUACGAAUGAUUUUGAUGAUAUGGUGUUUUAUAAAGAGGGUAAAUUUUAUACCGAACUGCUGCCACUAAUCAAUCACGAACUUAAGAGUGCCGGGAUGACUCCUCUCAGAGUUCCCCGCUGUCUUCACGCUGGUUGGAAUGAGAGUCAAAAUCAGUUGUUUCUAGAAGACCUUCGGCCUCUUGGAUUUAAGCUACAUGACCGCAAGAAGCACUUAAGUGUAUCCCAUGCAGCUCUUGUCCUAAGGGAGCUGGCUAGACUCCACGCGGCCUCAGUAUUGUUCCUAUCAAAAAUUCCUAAAGAAGACCUGAAAAGCAAAUUCAAGUUUCUUAAGUGGGAGAUGUUUAAUUAUUCCGAACAAACCAAAAAUGCCUACGAUGUGUUGAUCCGUGGUAGCCUGCAGACGGCCUCCGAACUGGCGAGGGCAGCAGGCAGCUACGACAUGCAGCAGUGGUUCGGGACCUUGUCGGUGCAGGGAACGGAGGUGCUGAUGAGACAGAUACGGGAGAGUUCUGCCUUUGAUGUCAUCGGCCACGGCGAUUGCUGGGUCAACAACUUUCUCUUCAGAUACGACGCCGCCGGCCAGCCGGUAGAGGUGAUGCUGCUAGACUUCCAGCUGUGCCGCAAGACGUCACUGGCUUACGACCUUAACUACUUCCUAUUCAGCAGCCUCGCCCCCGCCGAGAAGAACGCCAGGCUGGAAGAACUAAUCGUCACCUACUACACCACCUUCAGGGAGGUGACGCGAGCGGCGGGGGUGGUCAUGCCCUAUACCGUGGAUGAUAUCACCAAUGAAUUCUAUAACAGGAACAUGGUGGGUCUGAUCUUCGGCGCCUUAGCCAUCCCCGCCCUCGUGUGUGACGCCCAGGACGCCCAGGAGUUCGACGUGGCCUCGGGCGAACACACGCACAACUAUGUCAUCAACAAGCGCCAAAAUGCGUUGAUGAUGUUGAAAAAGAACCCCUUGAUGUCAUCCAGACUCGCAAGCCUAUACGAAGACAUCAGAAUUUAUGCUGGAAUUGCCUGAAAUAUACUCGGUACAUAAUCUUAGAUUACGAACUUAUUUAAAGUACAUAUCCGUUACAAACAGGAAUGCUAUAUUUUAAGUAGCUAAAAUUAAUUCGAACUCGCAAAUCAUGUUGGUAGACUCAUGAUGAAGGGUAGACUGGGAGACGGAUUGACGUGAUCUCUCUCAUUCAGUUUCCCAUCAGGAAAGCUCAGGUCAAAAGUAGGCAGCAAUCUCAAUAUUUUUUUAUUACAUUGGGCAACUAUUGAUGAGGGUGACAGUAGUAGGAUAAACCCACCCUUCACUAUCUAUAAGAGAAUGUCUGGUAUGUGUGUACAUGGUUGGACAUAGGCUGGUCGGGGUCGACCACAUGUCCCAUCUCCCUUUACAUGAAAUGGCAAAUUACACAUUUCCAAUCUCGCUAAAUAAAUGUAAUCCUCACUAAAAUCCAUCUGCAUAUUAUAUUUUAGUUUUUCGUGUGCACGAGAAAGAAACAUUUACUAUGCUAGACAUUUACUAUGCUAGACAUUAACUAUGCUAGAAACAUUAACUAUGCUAUGCUAUGCUUAGUGAGGAUGGUUGUUAGUGGCAAUGACUAUACGAAUGAAGAGAAAGUGGUGAACAGUAAAGGUGAUGAAAUGUAAGGAAGGUGGUAAGUGAUAGGGAUGGUGGCGAAGGGAGUAUAGGGAAGAGAGAGGGGGACGGAAAAAGAAACGAAAGAGGGAGGAGUGGGGAAGGGGUGGGGAGAGACCCGAGCCCAGCCGGGUACCCCCUUCUAGUAUAUAUAUAAACUAGAUGGGCACCGGUCGGUCCCCGGGUCUCUGUCUCUCUCUCUCUCCUUUCCUUGCUAUAUAGUUGUAAUGGCUUAGUGUUUCCUUCAUAUAAAUACCUCUCCUUCCCUUUCUUCAGUUGGCUUAGUGCUUUCUUCAUAUAAAUACCUCUCCUUCCCUUUCUUCAGUUCUCUCUGCCUUUCUUCCUCCCAUUCCCUCUGUUUUCUACAGCUCCCUCCCAUUCCCUCUGAUUCUAUCUGUUCCUCCCAUUCUCUCUGCUUCUAUCCCAUUCUCACUUCCGUUCUCUGUUUUCCUCUCUUCCUCCUUCCCAUUCUUUCUGCUUCUCUCCCUCCCUCUCCCAGUGGACAAAAUUUCCUUCGUAACAUUCAAUGUUAUCAAUGAUUCAACGUCGAUAACAGCCGUAAAAUCUAUUUUAACACUUUGGAUAAUCAAUCCCACAUUUCAUACUUGAUAUGGAUGGCUGGGAUUUGGAUAUAGGAGCCGAUCUUUCUUACAGAAGGGCACGGGGAUUGACCCCUGCCACCCUGUGACUCUCUCCAUACCGUCUCACAGCACACAGGCCUAAUUUCCGUGUGGCUAGCCCUUAGCGUUUGGUACCGACCUCGGACAAACAGAUAAUCUCUUAUAUGUAUUGAUGUUUAUAUAUUUAUAUGUGUAUAUGUGUGUGUGUAUGAAGUGUAGAAACCAAACAGCACCAUUAUUUUAAUACAAAUAUAGAAACUUUA
Molecule: messenger RNA, 3421 nt
Organism: Procambarus clarkii (red swamp crayfish)
Lineage: Eukaryota; Metazoa; Arthropoda; Malacostraca; Decapoda; Cambaridae
Source: RefSeq, a predicted model, not a curated record